AUGUCUAUAGAGCACGCUUCAACCACCGAUUCCGGCGGCCCUGACGAUAAGUCCUGCGAGAUUACUCCAAAAUAUUGGUGCUCUUGCUACUCCUCUAUCAUUAUUUUCGUAUCCGUUUCCACUCUCGUCUUGGGAGGCUUGAGUUAUCUCCUCGACGGCAAACAUGCUUGUUACAUAGAGCUCUUUGCUCAAUCCGUCUCCGUCUCAAACGCUACAAACGCCGCAAACGUUACAACCGCUGAUUGGAGAACCGUCACGUGGCGUCUCCUUCGUGGCGAUGAGGUUAUCUCCCAGGUAUCUCCGUCGUUGGAUGAUUUCGGAUUCGAGAAAACUGAUGAGCCGGUUACAGUUGCCAACUUUAAAAAGGUGGUGACACCGGUAGUUAACGGCAGCGUGGUUUGGAAUUAUCGUGUGGACAGUGUCGUCCGUUUGAAGGCAGAAUUUGCGUAUGGGUUCAUGAAGGUGGUUUGCCGCGAUAUCCCGGUGAAGUUUACAGCGGAUGUGGCGGGGAAUGUGGUUGGUUCUUUGCUCGGAGGUAUGCGACCAUGUCAAUAUUUACUCCCGGAUAGCUUGAAUUCUGGUUAA
Raphanus sativus (radish) is the source of this 585-nucleotide messenger RNA. RefSeq lists its product as uncharacterized. The record is from RefSeq and is a predicted model, not a curated record. The transcript is spliced from 2 exons. The coding region runs from base 1 to 585 and encodes 194 amino acids. NCBI's taxonomy places the organism in Eukaryota, Viridiplantae, Streptophyta, Magnoliopsida, Brassicales, Brassicaceae.